Molecule: messenger RNA, 1457 nt
Organism: Pieris napi
Lineage: Eukaryota; Metazoa; Arthropoda; Insecta; Lepidoptera; Pieridae
Product: uridine phosphorylase 1-like
Exons: 7
Coding region: 492-1361 (289 amino acids)
Biological process (GO): uridine catabolic process; nucleotide catabolic process
Cellular component (GO): cytoplasm; cytosol
Molecular function (GO): uridine phosphorylase activity
Source: RefSeq, a predicted model, not a curated record
AAGAGAUUUAAAUAUAACAUUAAAAUUACCCAAAGAACUAAAUCAUCAAACAAGGAUUGUGCAUGCAUUUUUUUAAAUUUCCCAAAACUUAAUCUUAAAUAUCUGUGGUGUGCUAAAAUGAGAAUUAAAAUCAUAAUGUAUGGUUAUGGUAUAGGUUUUAAUUACAUCAAUAAUGUAAUUUACAGUAGUUUCAAUAAAGUAUUUGUCUCAGUCUUGGUCAAUGACGGAUCAUUGGGGAGGUCGCAAUUUCUAAUACAUUGGGAAUUACAACUAGAACCACUCUUUUAAUUAAUUCAAAUUGGAAACAUUAAUUUUGCCUGUAAUACAAACAAGGAGUGGAAUCACAAUUUUGUGUUGCUUUAUACUAAAAGAGUAUAUAGAGUUACUUGUGUGUACAAUGCAUUAUAAGAAUUGUUAAAGAAAUGGUACUGAAGGUUGGAAGAUUGGUGUGAUGUUAUAGAUGGACAUAUUAUAGAAAUAAGGAUGGGUCAAUGCAACUACCAAAUAAGCACUUAUCUAAGCUUGACUGUGACAUCUUAUACCAUCUCGGAUUUGAUACGGUGAAACAUGAUCUACCAGCAAUGUUUGGUGACAUAAAGUUUGUAUGUAUGGGUGGAACAAAAUACAGAAUGAAGGACGUAGCAGCACACAUAAGCCAGCUAUUGAAUAUUCCGUGUGACUUCAACAACAUGGUCAAACAAGCGAAAAGAUACGUUAUGUAUAAAGUUGGGCCAGUUCUGUGCGUUAAUCAUGGAAUCGGUAUCCCGUCAAUGACAGUUGUGUUGGAGGAAGUAUUGAAAAUGCUGUUUUAUGCGAAGGCAAAGGACCCUAUUUUCUUCAGAUUGGGUACCAGUGGUGGAAUGGGCAUUCCAGCAGGGUCUGUUGUUAUUUCAUCAUGGGCUAUGAAUGGGACCUUGGAGAAGAUAUAUGACUUGCCAAUAUUGGGGAAGACCAAAACAUUCCCCGCGAUUUUCGAUCAGCGGUUAAACCAAGAACUAUAUUCUAUUGCGUGUCAUGAAGAUUAUAACACGUACGUAGGAGGAACGAUGACAGCAAACGACUUUUAUAGAGGUGAGGGAAGAACCGAUGGCGCAUUCUGUGACUACACAGAGUCGGAUAAAAUGGAUUUCCUACAGACUCUUGUAGGCUUGGGUGUAAAGAAUCUUGAAAUGGAAGCCACAGCUUUUUCUGCUAUUACAAAAGAAGCUGGACUACGGGCAGCAGAACUAUGCAUAACUUUCCUUGAUCGUUUGCUCGGAGACCAGGUUACACCUGAUGGUCAGACACUUAGCCAGUGGCAAAAACGACCUGCUAUAAUUGUUGGUAAAUACAUCGAGGCCUACUAUAACACCAAAAAGUAAUAAAGUAACAAUUAUUACCUUUGGAAGAAUAAUUAAUAGUAAAUUUAAUGUAUAAGACAGUAUUUUUAUUGUAAUAUUAAAUAUUUUCAUUAUAAA